This is a messenger RNA of Physcomitrium patens, 2745 nucleotides long. Its product is annotated as protein ENHANCED DISEASE RESISTANCE 2. NCBI's taxonomy places the organism in Eukaryota, Viridiplantae, Streptophyta, Bryopsida, Funariales, Funariaceae. Gene Ontology annotation, molecular function: lipid binding. The record is from RefSeq and is a predicted model, not a curated record.
UCAGCAUGGAGGAGGGAGUGCGAGGAUGUGACUGUGCGUAAAAUGGCGAUGCGUCGACGUCUCGCCGCCCUUGUUUGGAUCUUGUGGUGAUUCUGUGCGCGGAGGCAUCCGUGUCGCUUUUGUGCAUUGUUUACAGAUCAGGGAAAUCUGAUCGAUUGACCAGCAUUUGGAGGAGUGUUGGUGCAGAGGGAGAUCCGGUUGCAGACAGUGAAUGUGAAGUGAUUGGCAGCAAAACGCAGAUGAAUGUGAAUAAGCCAAUUGAGGAGUCAUGGCGACUACGAUCGAAGGGUAUUUAUAUAGUUUUGGCCCGAGUCGGCAAGGAGGAGUCUACAGCAUUCUCACUUUCUGCGUCUUGUCGGGUCGCCAUUUUUCGCAAUCUCGGCACAAAGGAGAUCUGGUUUCACUGCGAUCUGGAAUCCUUGACGCGGACCACCGUGUCGAGGACACAGGCAGACAGGUUGUGAACGGCAAGAUUCUGUACACUCUACGUCUGUAUAAUGUAACCGACGCUAAGAAGGAGGUUCUGGUUGGUGCUGUGAAUAGCGAGGAGAUAGCAGAGUGGCUAAAGGCUUUCACUUCCUCUCUUGGGCGGCCAUUUGAAACCGUCUCAGCUGAGCCAUGGACUCCCACUAUCAGCCUCCCAUUCGCUUAUUUUGGCGAGCAAUUUGCUGGCGACACAAGUCCAACAGCUUCACCAAGGCUGCGACCUGACUCAUCGGCAUUGCAUCGGCAAAGAGAGAAAUCUUACACUAGCUUGACUACCAUAGGCCAUGAAUCGCCUACACUGGAGAAAAGCCCCAGUUCCGUUGGAUUUGCCGAGUCAACAGGUGGUGGCCAGGCAUCAAAAUGGAAGCUAGUGCGCUCUGAAAAUGGAUUGAGGUUCUUCCAAGAGAAAGCGGAAUUUCCUUUAGUAUACAAGCUACCAGUGAUGAAAGCAGUUGGAGUGGUGAAGGCUCCUGCCGAUCAAAUAUUUAAUCUUAUCAUGGACUAUGGGCCAGAACGUCAACAAUGGGAUCACACUCUUGAAUCUGCAUCUGUAAUUGAAACUAUUGAUGGUCAUUCAGAUGUCGUGUAUAUUAGACUUCGGCAAGAUUGGGGAUUUUCACGACAAAGAGAUCUUUGCUUAUCUCGUUAUUGGAAACGAGAAGAGAAUGGCGCAUAUUCCAUCUUUUAUAGGUCAGUACUUAAACAUCCUUUGCAAGCUGGCUUUGUCCGAGCUUAUAUUCACAGUGGUGGUUACAUUGUGUCACCAUUAAAGGUUACUGGCGGGGGAAAGCCUCGUACAUUGGUGGAGUCUGUUUUGGAAAUGGAUACAGCAGGUUGGUCAUCGUUGUUGGGCGCUGGAUUUUCUGGCUAUCCUACUCACCUUAGGGAUUCCCUUCUGCGAGUUGUUGCUGGCAUACGGGAACAUGUUGCUGCUCAAAGAUUCAAUUCCUGUGUCACAAUCAUCAAACGACACAUCAUAGAAGAGUACACAGAAGGUUCUUUGCAAGAAUCCAAUCAUGAUCUUGCAGAACCUGUUAAGAACGCCCCUUUUCUCAGCACAAGUGAUGACAUUGAAGAAUUUUUUGAUGCCACUAUGGACCAAAUUUCUGAAACCUUCGAGAGUGAUCAGAAUGUGUCUGAGCCAGUCUUGCCUACUGGUGAACAUCUCAAGCCGCUCAGAGUCAAGGUUCGAUCAGACCAUGGAGCAUUUGAUUUGUCAAAAUUCAGAGGCAGUGUAGACAGAGGCCCUCUGAAAGGUGGUAAACAUUCUUUUGCGGAGCCUGAUAGCAGUGCCUUUCUUCUCAAGGGCAUCGAUUCCCUUUCAACUGGGAAAAGAGUUCCUGCAGGCCAGCCAUUCUGCAAAUUAGUCGGGAUGGAUUGGUUCAAGUCAAAAGACAGAAUGGAUCAUAUAGCAGGGAGGCCUCGAUCCCUGGUUCAGAGAGCGUGCCCAAAUGAAGGGCUCUUUUUCUUUGUCAUCAAUCUGCAGGUUCCCUACGCUUUACAUUACAGCUUGGUUUUCUAUUUUGUAACUGAAGAAGAGAUUACAGAGGGUUCUCUUCUUCACAGAUUCAUAUUUGGAGACGACACCUUUCGAAACAGCAGGUUAUCUCUUAUACCUGCUAUUCCUGAGGGUUCUUGGAUUGUAAGACAAGCCGUUGGCACAAAAUCUGUCCCCUUGGGUCAAAUUGUAGAAGCAAAGUAUCAUGUUGGAUUUAACUACAUGGAGAUAGACCUAAAUCUUGGAUCUUCAGGUGUGGUACGGGGAGUCAUGGGGUUAGUCUUCGGCUAUAUAUCUGCCCUAGUAGUAGACAUGGCUUUCUUUAUCAGGGGAGAGACUGCAGAUGAGCUACCAGAGCGGCUCAUCGGUGUUGGACGCUGCUCUCACAUUCAACUGGAUAAAGCCGUAGAUCUUCCUGCAAACUAGGAGCCUGUACGAUCGAGUUAGAAAUUAUACGUGGACUAUGGAUCCCAGUUCUCAAGUUAACCAACAAUUACUAAAUACAUCAACCAUAGAUCUAGCAAUUACACCGUUUAAAGCAAUUGUUCUCGUCGCAAUCACAAUCGUGAACAAGGAUUCAUUUUAAGGCUUACAACAUCCUUCGCAGGUUACAUCAGGUGGAAUUGCAUAAUAAAUUUUUGUUGCUGUGGAUGCGUAAAUUAUUUGAAUCAUUGCACAGUAGGGGUAUUCAUGGACUCGGUUGUACGCCUUUCUAAUUACAAGCACUUGUGUGUUUCUGUAGCAUUGCAUUUAUAUUUAAA